AAAGAUUUCAAAUUCUAAACGCUCGCGUCCCGAUGAUGAAUGAGUGACAGCGGCGAGAUUUGUCGCUGAAAGUCAGUUGGAACUCAAAAGCUUCAUCACAGUUCUGAAGCCGGGGGUUGGAGUUCACGUUUGCUCCUGUGCCCGAGGAAAACCCGCACGGUUUCUCCUGCUACUCCGGCUUCCUGCCACAUUCCAAAAACACGUUAGCACCUUAGCUUCAUUGUUUGUCUCUAUGUGCCCUGACACUGACUGACAAGCUGUCCAGGACGUACCACUGGUCUCGCCCGAAGUCCGCCGGGAUAGACUCCAUCCCGCCCGCAAUCUUAAUGACGAUAAAAUGAGUGGCCGGACGGAUUAUAAUUGGGGUUCUCCACCAGGCGGACUUCGAGUAUUUCAUUAAGAACCAUUUGAGCCUGUAGAACCGACGGAGCUAUAGAAACAUGAUGAACACGGCGACGAGCUAUGAGAAAUGGAUCAAUAACUGGACUACACAGGGGGCUGACUUUUAAUUAAAUGUGACCCACAUCAGUCAUCGUGAUCGAUGACCCAAUGACUGCCCUCGUAACAGCCGGCAGAAGCUUCACGCUCAACACUUCCCGACGAGAAAAAACAAUGCAGAAAAGACACGAGUCAAUGUUUUUGGCCAUCACCUUGACUUCAGGUCAGAAUCAGAAUCAGAAUCAGAAUCAUCUUUAUUUGCCAAGUAUGUCCAAAAAACACACGAGGGAUUUGUCUCCGGUAGUGCAGUUAGUAGGUCAGCCGCAAAUUAAAUGAGGUUUUGGUGGGACUAUUGACUCUGACCUGAAUUUUAAAAGCCACCUAAAAGAUGGGACUAAGUCAGCUGAUAAGCAUCUAUCUGAACAGCGUCUCAAGAAUCAUGUCGUCCCGGUAGCAGUUAGCAGCACAACAAGAGAAGCUUAAGAUCUUUCAUUUACAAGGUGCAUUAAAUGGAAAAAAAUAAUAAUACAAAUCGCUCAAUGUUGGUCGGACCCAAGAGGUGGAUGGAGAGGAGGUUGUUGACCGAAGCGCCCUUGAAACAGUUGAAAUGUGGCACAGGCUGAUGAGGCACUUAUUCGGGAGAACAGGUGGGCUGGAGGCAGACACGCACCCCGAUGCUUCGUGAUCGGCCAGGUGACAGUAGCUGUGGUAUGCAAUCCGAAUCCGAAAGCCAUUUUCAAGCCAGACCCAAAAAACAGUCAUUAGUUAUCUAUCGUCAACUUCACUCGUCCAAGAUGUGAAAAUCCAAAUCCAAUACAAACAAGAAGGCGGGAAGGGACUUACAGAUAAAUCGUUGGAGCAAAUACAGGUUCAGGUUUAUAUGGCUGGAGGGUACUGCAAAGGUGGGUGACGGACUGGCCCCGAGGUCCUGAGCAGGCAGAGCUGGUCGAGUAGAGCAAGGAAAAGCUCAAAACAAGGAAGCUACUAUUGAAAACAAGCCAAAAUCCAGAUGGCAGGGGGGUAAGGCAAAGCAAGAGACUGGUUGCGUACUGGUUUCACAAAAUGUGGGAGUGUAAACACAAGUUUAACGCUAGAAUCAAAGAUCUAUCCCAGCAAGACGCAAAAAAGCUGCUUCACAUGUUCAUUUUCUGUACAUUGCACUAUUGGGACUAAAUCUCUCUCUACACUGGCUUCCUUUGAUUCAUUUCGAAGAAGAGAAUGGUCUAGUCUAGCCCCAAGUAAUUAUUCUAGUCCAGGCCGAUAGUUCUAAUCUUGAAAGAAGGUAAUAUCCCCAAGAGGUGGUCUGGUCCCAAGUCAAGGUUCUUUUCCAGAGAGACUGUUCUAGUCUUGAGAAGAAGUUACUAGUUGCAAGAGAAUUGUCUAGUCCCAAGUAAAGGUUCUAGUAUUGAGAUAAGGUAACAGUCCUAAGAGAAUGGUCUAGUCCCAAGUGAAGUUUUUAGUCAAGUGUGAAGGUUCGAGUCUCGAGAUUAGGUAUUAGUUCCAAGUACAGUACAUGGAUUAGACCCAAGUGAAGGUUCUUGCCCAGAGAAAACGUUUUAGUCUUGAGAGAAGGUACCAGUCUAAAGAGAAUGGUCUAGUCCCAAGUGAAGGUUCUACUCCAGAGGAAGGUUCUAGUCCAUCGCGAAGGUUGAAUUCCUAAGGGAAGGUUCUGAGCUCCUAGUCCUGAUAAAGUACUUGUCCGAGGUGAAGAAUGUCAUUUUUUGCAUUCCACUGCCUUCUCCAGUUUAUCCAGCUUUUAUUUCAUCUUGAUUUCCAUUUUGUUUCCAAGCAUUAUUUCUUUCCCUCUACAAUGCAUUUUGGGUUUAUAAACUUGACGGGCCUUGGCUCAGGCCCCCUGAAGGUGGACGGCGGCCCAGACGGCGGCGGCGUGGACACCCUGAGCCACUCUCUGGCGCUAGUUCAGCGUCUGGAGGCGCUCCUGCUGCAGGGCAACGGCAGCGACGUGACACUGCGGGUGGAGACGCCCAACGCCGACGAGGUGAAGCUGAUGGCGGUCCACACGCUGGUUCUGUCGCUGCAGAGUCCGGUCCUGGAGGACAUGCUGCGGGACCGAAAUGGCAGCACGCUCACGCUGCGCGAGAGCUCCGAGUGCGCCGGCGUCUUCGAAAAGUUCAUCAGGUACCUGUACUGUGGCGACCUCUCCCUGCGACUGGACCAGGCCACCCCCCUGCACCGCCUGGCCACCAAGUACCAGGUGGUGGCGCUGCAGCAGGGUCUCACGCGCUACAUGACGCUCAACCUGGCCCGCGAGUCACCCUCGGGCCACGUGGCGGGAUGGUACGAGUACGCGGUGGAGGCCGGCGACGCGGUGCUGCGGGACGGCUGCCUCCAGUCCAUGGCCUGGAACCUGUCCUCGGUUCUGCAAAGCGACGAGUGGAACGGUCUUAGCUCCCAGCUGCUCAUGACGCUACUGCGCCGGUCUGAUUUGGUUCUACACAGCGAGAUGGAGCUCUUUGCCGGGCUGGAGGAGUGGAUUUCACACAACCGGCCCGACGGACUGACAGCAGAGAACGCACUGAGGGCGGUGCGCUACGCCAUGGUGCCGCCCCGAGAGCUCUUCCGUCUCCAGACCCAGUCGGCGGUCCUGGCCCGCUACAGGGAGUCGGUUCGGGAUCUGCUCUACAUGUCCUACCAGUUCCACGCCGCCUCCCCCGUGCACAUGGCCAAGUACUUUGACGUCAACUGCAGUCUCUUCGUGCCCAGGAACUACCUAGCCCCGCUGUGGGGGUCCUCCUGGGUGGUGGGUAACCCCACCCGGGAUGACCGCAGCACCAGCUUCCAGACGCAGCUCGGGCCCAGCGGUCAUGACGCCAACAAGCGGGUUACCUGGAACGUCCUGUUCUCGCCCCGCUGGCUUCCGCUCAGCAUGAGGCCCAUGUACACAGAGGCGGGCGCCAUGCAGCCCACGCGGGUCGAGGGCGGGCGCCCCCGCAUCAUCAUCACUCCCGCCACCUCCAGCGCCGACUUUGCCGGCGUGAGCUUCCAGAAGACGGUUCUGGUUCUUGCGCAGCAGCAGGGACGGCUGAUAGUCAAACACGUGUACGACUUCCACCAGAGCACCGAGGAGAACGGAGACUUCCUUGCCGACGCGGACCUACACCGCCGGACCUCCGAGUACCUGGUGGACGGGUCGCUGAUGCUCCACGUGGUCGUCAAACCCGUGUACCAGAGCCUCGUCGCCGGCAAGAACUGAUCACCCGCCCGUGCCAAUCGUAACCAAACCUUCCCCUGUCUAUUAUUGUCUUCGCGCUACGCCCGUGUACAUCGUCGGUCAUCCAGGUCACGACAAGCCGCAAACGUUCAGCAGAGGGAACCGGACACUUCCUGGUUGUUGAAGACGUCUCGACUUUAAUCCGAAAGACAGCUUUACUUCGAAAUACAAACAUCCGAAAGCGAUGGCGUCCAAACGUACAUGGCUUACGGUCCGCUUCCAGCGCUCUCCAGAGUGACAGAGAAACAAAACGCUCAUUCAUCAGCCGCACCCGCUCGCAGCGACGACAACGAUGACGACGAUGACGAGACCCCUGUUGUGACCACCCACCAGAGAACAUUUUGAAGUAAAGAAACCUUUGGGAUAAAAAGACAAAACGUGUUCAACAACGCGGUCCAGUUGCCCCCAUUGCACCUUUGCGGUUUCGCUUCGGUUUCUUUCAUCUAGAAUUAAAGAGGGUUUUGCAGUUUUUGUUUCAACGACCCACCUCGCCCGAGUCAGAUCAUCCAAUCAGAGAAAGGUGGCAGUCAUUUGCCUUGCGCUGGCAUGGUAGGUUAAUUGACGCCUCUGAAUUGCCCCUAGGUGGGAAUGUGAGUGUUUGUACGUGCCCCGCGAUUGGCUGGCGUGCCCCGCCUCCUGCCCGUAGAUAGCCG
Molecule: messenger RNA, 4323 nt
Organism: Phyllopteryx taeniolatus (common seadragon)
Lineage: Eukaryota; Metazoa; Chordata; Actinopteri; Syngnathiformes; Syngnathidae
Gene: btbd17a
Product: BTB (POZ) domain containing 17a
Exons: 3
Coding region: 2150-3652 (500 amino acids)
Molecular function (GO): protein binding
Source: RefSeq, a predicted model, not a curated record